Molecule: messenger RNA, 6294 nt
Organism: Acipenser ruthenus (sterlet)
Lineage: Eukaryota; Metazoa; Chordata; Actinopteri; Acipenseriformes; Acipenseridae
Product: tyrosine-protein kinase Fer-like
Exons: 20
Coding region: 434-2926 (830 amino acids)
Biological process (GO): peptidyl-tyrosine phosphorylation; Fc-epsilon receptor signaling pathway; cell adhesion
Molecular function (GO): non-membrane spanning protein tyrosine kinase activity; ATP binding
Source: RefSeq, a predicted model, not a curated record
ACUUCAUCGGCCUAUGCCGUGAACGUCAUUAUACUUUGGAGAGAGGGCGAGCAGUUCCAAAGCGGAAACCCCUCCCGAAUCCUGACUGCGGGACUCACAGACACAGAAAAAAAAGGAUACCAACCAAAUUAAAACAAACCACCCGGAAACACACGCACAUUCUACUGUAAAACAAGAAAACUACAUAAAAUAAAACGCCUAAGGAAAAAGUAGCAUUGACAUAAAACUGUCUGCACAACAACUCGGGAUAUUUUUUUCUUAACAGUGCUUGAAUGUUUUGAAUCGAGCGUCCAUAGGUGCUCCGACAUUACAAGAGAACUGGACCGACCGGGCAAUGAUUCCCAAUACCUGAAUUUCAAGGAUCCUGAGAGAAUAGGACAUGCAGACUUGAAGGAGCUCUCUGUACCUUGUGGAGAUUUGUGCCUUAAAGAAAAUGGGAUUUGGAAGAGAUCUUCAACAUUCCCACGAUGCAUUGUUGAAGCUGCAGGACUGGGAGUUAAAACUGCUGGAGACAGUAAAGAAGUUUAUGACUUUGCGGGUUAAAAGUGACAAGGAAUAUUCAUCUCUCCUUCAAAAUAUAAGUCAACAAGUAGACAAGCAUGAUAACUCCUCGCAAGUGGAUUAUGUCAGCAACGUUUCCAAGUCAUGGGCAUAUAUGGUACACCAGACAGAACAACUAAGCAAGAUAAUGAAGUCACACGCUGAGGACCUUAACUCAGGACCUCUCCACAGGCUCACCAUGAUGAUAAAGGACAAGCAGCAGGUGAAAAAGAGUUAUCAUAGCAUACAUCAGCAAAUCGAAUCAGAGAUGUGCAAGGUUACAAAAAACGAGCUGGAAAAAUUAAAAGGCACUUACAGACAAUUAACAAAAGAUGCCAAUUGUGCCAAAGAGAAGUAUAAAGAAGCUAUUAUGAAAGAUGUACUUCUAAAUGCUCCAGGCAAGGAACCUGAAAAGGCCAGAGACCGGUAUGACAAGGCAACAAUGAAACUCCACAAUCUCCAUAACCAAUAUGUGCUAGCAGUGAAGGGGGCCCAGCUACACCAGGAGCGGUAUUACGACGCUAUUCUUCCUCAGCUACUGGACUCCUUGCAGAAGAUGCAGGAAGAAAUGAUUAGAGCACUGAAAGGAAUUUUGGAAGAAUAUAGCCAGAUCACCAGUUUUGUAACAGAUGAAAUAGUUAAGCUUCAUGCAGACAUACACACCUCUCUAGAACAGAUUGACCCUUCUUCAGAGUAUGACAAUUUUAUUGAAGUUCACAGAUCACCCGAAGUUAAGGAACCAAGCGUGGAAUUUGAUGUUUCUCUGUUGGAAGAAGCCGAAAACCUUCACGCAAAUGAGAUCUUGUGGAAUAAUUUAACAGCUGAUAGUUUACAAGCAAUGUUGAAAACAGCAACAGAUGACCUAGCCCAAACUCAACAGACACUACUUAACAAAGAAGAACUGAUGCAUGACUUAGAAAGGAAAAUUGAAGAAUCUGCCAAAUCGUGUGAAAGUAAAUCCGACGUUGUCUUGCUGCUUAGCCAGAAGCAGGCAUUGGAAGAGUUAAAGCAGACAUUGCAAUUGCUGAGAUGCACAGAGGCUAAGCUGGCCGCUCAGAAAGAGUUACUGGAUAAGAAGAUGCAAGAGAAUGAUGGUAAAGAGCCCCCUCCUGUAGUAAAUUACGAAGAGGAUGAUGUCAGAUCUGUUGCUUCCGUGGAUAAAGGAAAAGACAAGACCUCGAAGUUGGACACCUUGCGGCAUUCUAUUGCUGGGAUUAUUCGGUCUCCAAAAUCAGUCUUGGGCUCCUCCUCAUUCUUUGAUGUGAUACCAACCAGCGAGAAACCAUUAGGAGACCAGGAUUGGUACCAUGGUGCAAUCCCAAGAAUAGAAGCUCAGGAGCUGUUGAAGCAACAGGGAGACUUUUUGGUCCGAGAAAGCCAUGGCAAACCGGGUGAAUAUGUCCUCUCUGUUUUUUCAGAGGGACAGCGAAGACACUUUAUCAUACAGUACGCAGAUAAUCAGUAUCGAUUUGAAGGCACUGGCUUUCCAACGAUUCCUCAGCUCAUAGAACAUCAUUACACAACAAAGCAAGUUAUUACAAAGAAGUCGGGCGUGGUGCUACUGAAUCCUGUUGUCAAGGAUAAAAAAUGGGUUCUCAAUCAUGAAGAUGUAACACUUGCAGAGUUACUGGGCAAAGGUAAUUUUGGAGAAGUAUUCAAAGGAACAUUGAGAGACAAAACUCAAGUUGCUGUAAAAACAUGUAAAGAAGAUCUACCACAGGAGCUAAAAAUAAAAUUCUUAUCAGAAGCAAGGAUACUUAAGCAAUACGAUCACCCAAAUAUUGUGAAGUUAAUAGGAGUCUGCACACAAAGACAGCCUAUUUACAUUGUAAUGGAACUUGUUCCAGGAGGAGAUUUCCUUUCCUUUUUGAGGAAGAAAAAAGAAGACCUAAAAACGAAACAGCUGGUGAAGUUUGCUUUAGAUGCUGCUUUAGGAAUGGCUUACCUUGAAUUAAAAAACUGUAUCCACAGGGAUCUUGCUGCAAGGAACUGCCUGGUUGGUGAAAAUAACUUGCUGAAGAUCAGCGACUUUGGAAUGUCUCGGCAAGAGGAUGAUGGGAUUUAUUCAUCAUCCGGCUUGAAACAGAUUCCUAUCAAAUGGACGGCGCCAGAAGCCCUAAAUUACGGGAGAUACAGUUCAGAAAGUGACGUGUGGAGUUAUGGCAUUCUUCUCUGGGAGACGUUCAGUUUAGGAGUUUGUCCCUACCCCGGAAUGACAAACCAGCAAGCCAGGGAGCAAGUUGAAAAAGGUUACAGAAUGACUUGUCCACAGAAGUGUCCAGAGGAGGUCUACAAAACAAUGCAGAAAUGCUGGGAAUACAAGCCUGAAAACCGGCCCAAGUUUGUUGACAUACAAAAGGAACUUGCAUCAGUAAAAAAGAAAUAACACUAUAGAGGAAGGACGGACAGACUUUUUCUUAUUUUAUAUAUGAAUCUAUAUCUUGGCAAACAGAUACACUGAUUGUUUGCCUCAUCAUCAAUACUAUCAUACUGCAUUAACACGUUUAAAAUCAUUUGUAAUGUUAGUAUCCAGUUGCUAGUGUCAUAGUGCCUUUUGCCUAAAACUAUUUGAGGGCAUAAAAAGGAAACAAAACAAAAAAAAACAGCCUAAACAUAGCUGCCAAAUAUUCUGCCAUCCCUAAAGUCAGAGGUGCCGUUUGUGUUCUUUUUAUUUAAUGGGGUGUAUUUCAUGCAUGGGGAAUUAAAACUGAGGUAAGCCCUUGAUAAAUGUUAUUUUAUUGUCUAAUUUAUUUAUAACGUCGGCCCAGAUGUUUAUGGGAAAUGAUAAUGCAGUUAUUUCCCUGCUUGGAGUUCUUUUCCCAAAGUUUACAACAAGCAAGUCCUCAUGGAAUUAAAUCCUAGUUAGCACCUUUGACAGGCUAGGUAAUUUCUUGAUCACAAAACCAAUACCACCCUCAUGUAAGGACACAAAAUAUAUCCUGUUGUCUGUAACUGUGAUUAACCAGCUUUUUGUUACUGUAAUUAUCAAGUGUUUGUUGAAUCUGUUUUUUUUAUGUGUAUUAUCACCAGUAUUUACCAAAGCCCAGCAUCUGCACAUCAUUUCAUACAAAUGAACUACCUGUACAGUAUGUGAAACACAUUUUUUUAAUACUUUAUUUUUAAAAACGUGGUCUUUUAAGGUGCAUUUUUAGGUUUUGAAAUACAUGUUCAUACAUUUUCUACAAAACAAAAUAAAAACGAAUUUGACAGGCAGACAGUUUUUUUGGUUUUUACAUUACCGUAUGUAGUCUGUGUCAUGUAGUAACCUUUGCUCUUCUUUACCAUAACACCAAAGAUCCAACACACAUUUCAACAGUAUUACAGAAACAUAAGAAGACCUUUCCACCUUUUUAAAGUGUUGAGGCAAGGCAUUUGAUGUUGUAAGGCAUGUGUUUACAGAGAGCUGUCUUAUUGUGUACCGUUGUCAUUGGUAAUUCACAGCAAUGGUCUGUUCUACAGUUUAAAUAUAAUUAAACUUGUGGAAUACAUUAGCCUCAUGCAUUUUAGAUAUAAAGAUGUUAAGCAUAACACUGUGUUAUGUAAUUAUUAACAUUAUUUGUUUUUAUAAGCAAGCUGUUCAAGGCAUUUGGCUAUGCAACAGUUUAGUCAUUUUUGUUUGUUUGUUUUUGCCUUUUUAUUAAAAUCCAACCACUUCAAAAAAUAGAAAGCAGUUUUAGAAGUAAAUUGAUGUCAGGGACCAAAGCUGCUGCUGUAUGUUCAUGUAAAAGAGUUUGUUUUUAUAACAUGUUGAGCCGGUUAUCCUGCAGUAUCUGGAUGUGGGUAGCUGGGCUAGGAGAUAUUUCCAAAUAUGGAAAUACAUUGUUUGAAGCAUGUACUGUUUUUCAACACUUAGAAAACAAAGUUGAAACCUUUACAAUCGAAAACUUUAAGUGAUGUUUAGAUUGAGAAGUGUCUGUGACUUUGUUUACCAGUAACAUGACUGACAGGACUGGCCUGGGUGAUUCAACCCACAAGGUGAAGUAAAGAAAAAUAAAACAUAAUUUUAAAUUCCUGUAUUCAAAGCUGCACUGCAUAUAGUUUCAAUACAUUGUGUAGCAUGGUGGUGUUUUUUUGUUCUUGUUUUAGUAUUUUGUACAUUUAGUUGUGUAAAUAACAUUAGGUGUGUGAUUUUACUUUUUGUUUUGCACACUAGAUCGUUUUUUUUUUUUUUUUUUUAAAAAGGCAUUGAGAUAUAGUUAUAUUAAUACAUUUCAAAAGGAAUUUCUGUGUACAUGAAAUGUCCCGAUUAGUAUGUGUUUCAGAGCUGCAGUUGUAGGAAAUCAAUAGGAGCCAAUCUGUGUUUUAUAGAACUGCAUAAGCCUAAACUACAUUCAUUUGGUGAAUUGUAGUUUAAGUCAACUAUCAGUUAACCCCACCCCUAAAAAAACAAGAAAUGAACACACAAAUGAUUAAUAUGCUCCUGCUGAUUAUUGCACUAAAAUCAUGAUUUUGAUAUAGCCUAGUGUAGGGGUGUAAUGAUCCAUUGUGUAUCAAUGCAUCAUGAUACUCUCUUCACAUGAUAUAUCGUAUCGUAAUAGAAGUAGGUAUCAUUUGAAUUGUGAUACAAGACUGAAAGCCCGAAACAGCUCAUUUCAGAUCACCACAUGGCUCUUGAAUGAAGAAUACGUGUGUUUUAUAGUUGGUAUGGAUACAUACUCUCACGGUCUCAUUUAAUUUGUAUCUUUUAACUAAAUGGUCCAUCAUUAAAUUACCAGUUGAUCUUAUUACGCAUCAUACAGGAGGCCAAUCAGGACAACCACAUGUAUUGUGAUACAUAUCGUACCACAGCCCGCAUAUCGCGAUAUGCUUAAAAAGCGUUGACUUAGAUCGUCCAACCUGACCAGUAAAGAAAAGAAAAAAUCACAUAACAUUUGGCAAUUAUUUUAACAGUACUGAGCGUAGUGUUCAUUUUAUUUGUUUACACAGAAGUUGGUUUGUAGUUGUUUAUUUCUCACUGGCAUGUAACUUGUGAAGAAUGAUGCUUAUUCCAGCCCUCAUUUUUUUUAAUGAAAUCGAUGUUAGAUCGAUGUAUCCAUGCCUGGUGCUUUUUAAGAUGUUUAUUCUGUGUUUAGUGGACAUGAUGACUUUAAAGAUAAGUGGGAGACUAGGUAUCUGCAGUUAAAAAAAAAAAAUUCAUUAGGCACAUUAUACAUUAUUUUGAAAGUGUUCAAAUAAUAAUAAGAAAAAAAACAUCUGUAGAAAACAGAAUUGAGGGGGAAAAAAGCUACGUACAUUGUUCUCACUCCAGUAAAAUACAAGGCGAGAAGGAUGCUUCCCUGCCAAAAACAAACUGUAAGCACAUCAUGUUUUGUGCCCCAAGGAGUAGCCUGUAAUUUAUGGCAUUAUUAAAGCUUCAAUCUGUUAUGCGUGUCUGUACCAGCUAGUAGGUUUUGAGCACAUUUUGACUGAACUUAUUUGUAACACUGGAAACAUGGACCUCCCCACACUCUUCUGGCAUAGAUGAGGAAAAUAUCGUGAGCCUUUUAUUGCUGUGCCCCUAAAUACUUUAGGUAGAAUUGUCCAUUACUUGUAAAUUGUUUAACAUAAUUCUUUUUUAUUAUUAUUAUUUAUUUGUGCUGAUAUUUUAAGGAUAGUGAUUUUACACAUAAAACCCCAAGCUACCAUUUUCCGUGUGUAAUUUUAUAUUGUUCAUGUUUGCUCUGUAUUGACGGCUGUAAUGGACCAAUCACAGUUAACAUGUCUUUAAGGUUCAUGUUUAUACUGUAUUCUUGCAAUAAAAACACGUGUAGUCUU